AUGCGUAUGGGUAACAAUAACCCAUAUCACAUAGUUUUCCAAACUAACCUGUAUGCUACACAGAUAGGAAAACCAUUUACACCUACUUAUGAUGGUGAAAUUAGAGUUUUUAUUGGAUUAAAUAUGUGCAUGAGUGUUAAACGUCUUCCAAGCUAUCGGGACUAUUGGUCUAGUGCACCAGAUUUACACGAUGAGUAUAUAUCAAGUAUGAUGAGUGUAAAAAGAUUUAGUUGGCUUCUAUCACACAUCCAUUUCAAUGAUAAUCAACUUCUACCAAAACGUGGGGAAGCCAACUAUGACAAACUAUAUAAAAUUCGGCCAUUAUUGGAUUAUAUUGGUCAAAACUUUUUUAAUUCAUAUAGACCUCACAGGGAUGUCGCUGUUGAUGAAGCUAUGGUAAAAUUCAAGGGUCGAAGCACUCUAAAGCAGUAUAUGAAAGAUAAGCCAGUAAAAAGGGGUUACAAGGUGUGGAUGUUAUGUGAUAGUUCUGGGUACAAUUUAAAAUUUGAAGUGUAUACAGGUAAAAAAGAAGGGACAGUUGAAGCUGGUCUUGGAGGUAGGGUAGUACUUGAUUUAUGUAAGGAAUUGGAAAAUAAAAAUCAUGUUGUAUAUAUGGACAACUUUUUUUCAAACAACCAGUUGCAAAGAGGCGAAUAUGAUUGGGCAACAAGCAAUAAGGGAUUGGCUUUUUAUAAAUGGAAAGAUCGAAAAACAGUUCAUAUAUUAUCUUCUCUUCACUCACCAGAUGACAAAGUAUUUGUCAACAGGAAAGAAAAAGAUGGAAGUACUUCUAAAGUUCCAUGUCCUUUAGCAUUGAAGGAUUAUAAUUCAAAUAUGAACUUUGUUGACAACUUUGACCGUCUAAAAAAAGAUUACCAGUGUGAUAGAAAAAGCCAUAAGUGGUACAUGAGACUGUUUUUUCAUUUUAUUGAUUGCUGUGUUGUCAAUUCAUUUAUUAUUUACAAAGAAUUGGAUACAGAAGGUAAAAAAUUAACUAAUAAAAAUUUUCGUAGAGAGGUUUACACAGGCUUAUUAUCUAGAAAAUUAGUUGAUGUGCAAUCCCCAUCCACAGUGAAAAAAAGAACUAAAUCCAAUAUUGAAAUCAGCAACCAUAAGCCACAUGUCUCAAAACAUCUGAGACUUACUGAAUCUAAACAUCAACCAACUGAAGGCAGUAGUAGAAGGUGUGCGAUGUGUUCAACUAAAAAAAAACCACAAAGAACAAAAUGGAUUUGUUCUACUUGUAAAGUUCCUUUGUGUAUCAAGAAAGAAAAAACUUGCUUUCAAGAUUAUCAUACAAAAUAA
Messenger RNA from Metopolophium dirhodum (rose-grain aphid), 1305 nucleotides. RefSeq names its product piggyBac transposable element-derived protein 4-like. The transcript is spliced from 2 exons. Lineage: Eukaryota; Metazoa; Arthropoda; Insecta; Hemiptera; Aphididae. The record is from RefSeq and is a predicted model, not a curated record. The coding region runs from base 1 to 1305 and encodes 434 amino acids.